Messenger RNA from Manis javanica (Malayan pangolin), 1215 nucleotides. NCBI's taxonomy places the organism in Eukaryota, Metazoa, Chordata, Mammalia, Pholidota, Manidae. The record is from RefSeq and is a predicted model, not a curated record.
AUGCCGGGGCCAGCGCAGAUCUGGACCCUGCAGGCCCAGCCGCCGGCGCUAGGAACCCGCGCACUGCCGCCCUCUGGGGGCCGCGGCCGCUGGCUUUGCUUUACCCAGAAAACUGUUGACGGACAGCUUUACUCGCACCGCCCUCCCUUCGUCGGCUCGAGCAAGACCCCGGUGAUCCGACAGCCCUAUAGAUCAGCGUCCGAGAGGGGCUACCUGCAGCUCCACCAGGCAAAUGCCAUUGACGACCCACACUCCGUGAAGCUAGGAGAUCGGGGGGCCCUCCAAGCCAGCCUGUUGUGCAGAAACGAAAGUUCCCCAGAAGAAGAGGCCCACCGGCUCCUGACCGAAUACUCAAACGGCUUCCGGGUCUCCCAGGUGUUUUUUGCCGCCUGUGAGCUGGGGGUGUUCGACCUGCUCCCCAAGGCCCCGGAUGGCUCAGCUGUGAUGGCUGCACGUCUGGGCCCUGGCUCCCACAGGACGGAGCUUCUAUUGGACGCCUGUGCGUCCCUGAAGCUGUACCAAGUGGAAACACGGAGAGGAGAAGGUUUGUAUUCCAACACCGAGCUGUCCAGCACCUACCCGGCCAGGGCCAGCUGCACCUGCCAGUGCGCCGUGCUUCUGUCCAUGGCGGGGACCACCUCCGGGUGCUGGAGCCACCUCAUGGGUUGUAGGCUGUGCGGGCCGGCAGGCUCCCCGGGCUGCCUUCCGGGCCUCCGAGCACCCGGAGGGCCAGUUUUCCUGCAGAACCAGACCCGACAUGGCUCCACUUGGGCCCCCAGGACCUGUUCUCCUUCCCCAGAUGAAUUUGCUCAGUUGGAAAUGGGCUUCCAGAGGAGGACGACGCCUUCCAACCAUGCGCCACGGCUCCCGCAGCUGGGCGCACGCUGGGGGCUGACCGAGGGGCCCACCAUCCCAGACCUGCAGGAGGCCUGGAGCGUCCAUGGGAGAUGUGUGCUCACCGCCUCUGACCCGUCACUGUUGCGUGUCAUCUGUGACCUCGGGGGUGGCAGCGUCCUUGUAAUCGGAAGCCUGCUGGACGUGGAUGCAUGGGGGCCCCCCACCACACAGCUGUACUAGCUCAACAUGCUGGUGCACAUGGGGGGCUGGGAGAGGAUGUUCGCCCAGUUUCCCUCCUUCCUGGCAUCCGCAGGCUUCUGGGACCCCCAGAGCAGGAGCCCCCCGGGCAUCUAUGGGAUCAUCCUGGCCAGGAAGUAA